This is a messenger RNA of Sarcophilus harrisii (Tasmanian devil), 2020 nucleotides long. Its product is annotated as gastricsin-like. The coding region runs from base 723 to 1901 and encodes 392 amino acids. The record is from RefSeq and is a predicted model, not a curated record. Gene Ontology annotation, biological process: proteolysis. Gene Ontology annotation, molecular function: aspartic-type endopeptidase activity. Lineage: Eukaryota; Metazoa; Chordata; Mammalia; Dasyuromorphia; Dasyuridae. The transcript is spliced from 9 exons.
AUCUCUGCCUGAUUUAAUGAUUCUAUAAUAGAAUAAGUCUUCCUCAAGGUCUAUCUCCUAAGUUCUAUCUAGCCCAUUGACCUUGGUGUGUGGUAUAUAAGCGAAGCAAAGGAUUCUCCCUGCCCUCAGCUUGGAUCCUGGGAGCAUUCCACCAAUCCUUCAACCUAUAUGUGAGUGGAUCUCUAGCCUAGACUGAUUUUUCCUUACAGAGAGAGUGACUAUAGGGCUUCAAGGAUUCUUUUUUUCCCCAAAGAAUUGUCUUUCAAUCUUCCUUUCUCUAGAAAAGUCCUUCCUAAUCUUUUCUCUACACAGUCCUUUUUUUUUGUAAACUAAAGAUUAAUAACAUUAUCAUUUCACUCCAUGCCUUCCUCUCUCUCAAACUUGGACAUGAGGAGAAGGGGGGUGGUCUCAAUCCAAUUUGUACUUGGUUAUCAUGUUAGCAUUUGCUCUGUUUGUUUGGAACCAAGAGGCUCUGGGUACUUAAUAGCAGAUUAAGCAGUCAAGCUCUGGAUAAGAAGUUAAGACCCCAUUAGCUCCUGCCCUACCAUUUAUGCCAACUGAUUAUUCUGUUUACUGAGUCUGGCAGGAGAAUAUGUGGAGGAGGGGAGAUAGCCCACUCUGGAUGCAUAUAUAUAUGAGAGUCCCCAGUGGUUCUCUUCAGCUCAGAGUGGACCUCAGGAGGUAGUAACAGUUGUUUCUACUGUUUGGCGAAGAAAUCAACCAUGAUGAAGUGGCUAAUCAUUGCCCUUGUCUGCCUCCAUUUUUCAGAGGCAGACAAGAUAAUCAAGGUCCCUUUGAAGAGGUUCAAGUCCAUGAAGCAAGUGAUGAAAGAGAAGGGUGUGCUUCAAGACUUCUUGAGAAAUCACAAGUGGGACCCUGCCGCCAAAUACUUCAACCAGUUUGCUGUUGGUUAUGAGCCCCUGGCCAAUUAUAUGGAUAUGUCUUACUAUGGGGAGAUCAGCAUCGGGACCCCACCCCAGAACUUCCUGGUCCUGUUUGACACUGGCUCCUCCAACCUGUGGGUGUCCUCCAUCUAUUGCCAGAGCCAGGCCUGCACAAACCAUCCCCAAUUCAACCCCAACCAGUCUUCCACCUAUUCCAGCAAUGGACAGACCUUCUCUCUUCAGUAUGGAACAGGGAGCCUUACUGGAGUCUUUGGCUAUGACACUGUGACAAUCCAGGGCAUCUCCAUCACCAACCAGGAGUUUGGCCUGAGCGAGACUGAACCUGGCACCAGCUUUGUGUAUGCCCAGUUCGAUGGGAUCCUGGGCCUGGCCUAUCCUUCCAUCAGUUCUGGUGGGGCCACCACUGUCAUGCAGGGUUUGCUGCAAGAGAACCUGAUCAAUGCCCCUGUUUUUGCCUUCUACCUUAGUGGGAAUGAAAAUUCAAACAAUGGUGGUGAAGUCACUUUUGGGGGAGUGGACACCAGCAUGUUCACUGGAGACAUCUACUGGGCACCUGUCACUCAGGAAGCUUACUGGCAGAUUGCCAUUAAUGGGUUCUCCAUUGGAGGCCAGGCUACCGGUUGGUGCUCUGAAGGUUGCCAAGCUGUUGUGGACACUGGAACUUCCCUCCUCACUGCCCCCCAGCAGAUUUUCUCUGAGUUGAUGCAGUACAUUGGAGCCCAGCAGAAUGAAAAUGGAGCUUACUUGGUCAGUUGCAGUAAUGUCCAGAACAUGUCCACCAUCACCUUCAACAUCAAUGGUGUAAACUUCCCCCUUCCUCCCUCUGCCUAUGUCCUUCCGAGCAACAGCAACUACUGCGAGGUGGGGAUCAUGCCCACUUACCUGCCUUCCCAGAAUGGUCAGCCUCUCUGGAUCCUUGGAGAUGUUUUCCUCAGGAACUAUUAUUCUGUCUACGACCUUGGCAACAACAGGGUGGGCUUUGCCAACCUCGCCUAAGCUCCUCUUCCAGAUUAUUUUCAUCUCCCUGGCUCUUGGUCUUCCCUCCCUUUCUGUCUCUCCUGAUGGAUUCUGGAUCUUCAUUGUGGGUUCUGAGAAUCUAUAAAUAAAAAUCAUUC